Messenger RNA from Melampsora larici-populina 98AG31, 2575 nucleotides. RefSeq lists its product as uncharacterized. Lineage: Eukaryota; Fungi; Basidiomycota; Pucciniomycetes; Pucciniales; Melampsoraceae. Bases 73 to 2151 code for a protein of 692 amino acids. Gene Ontology annotation, biological process: signal transduction; regulation of GTPase activity. Gene Ontology annotation, cellular component: cytoplasm. The record is from RefSeq and is a predicted model, not a curated record. The transcript is spliced from 10 exons.
CCAUCUCAAUCCAUCAGAACAACAUCAGUACACCAUCACUACACCAUCAGAAGAACAUCAGAAGACUACAUCAUGCUCAAGUUUAGAUUUCCAAAUUCUAAAAAAUCAAAUUCAAAUUCAAAUCAGUCUCAUCAAGAAUCUGAACCAACACCAACACCAACUGACCAAGAUACUUUAACCCAUCUCAUUCCAAUUCAAUCAACCACCACCACCACCACUACAAAUCAAACUAAUUCAUCAUCUUCACCAUCGACUUCUUACUCUGAACCUAAUCUAACCACAUUUCAUCAAUCUAAUCCUACUACUAGUACUAAUACAAAUCAUUCUUCUCCUUUAACUACUUCUAAUCUUCAAGAUACUUCAAUCCAUCAAUCACAAUCCAAUCCUCAAUCUAAUCCUAAUCCUACUCUCAUGUUUCCUAAAAAGACGCGUCGGAAAUCUUAUGGUGGUAUCAGAGCCAUGUUGGGUAUCAAUCAGAAAUCAGAAGAUGCUCCACCAUUACCAGUUCCAAUCCCAUCUUCAUCCGAUCCAUCUCAACCACACCCACCUCAACCCCAUCACCAACAUUCACAAGCUUCAAUGGAUGCAUCUACUUCACCUGCCAGUUCAUUAAUCAGUAUCCCUCCUUCUCCUGUGACAGCUGAAUCUAGACCGUCUACGUCUUCCUUAAGACCGUUUCCAUUCUUGGGUGGCAUCAGACGUAAAAGUGCAAAUUCGAAUGCUCCGAAACCUAACCCUCAUCAUCUUCCUUGGAACGCUUCAAAUCAUCCGACACCCAACUUACCUCAUCCGACCAUCAGUCCGACGACUUCGACGUCUAAUUUAAAAACUCCUACGAUCACUAGUACGGCUAGUUCACUUGGACAUCGAAUCUAUAGUCAUGGAUCAUCUAAGAAAGCACAAUCAGUCGAUGAUCUCUCUCAAUUCGGAUUACUACCUAAACCUAGAAUCAAACCUAGAAGAUCAGUUGAAGAACUGAACAGGAACCAUCCUAAUCUGAAAUCAACCGGUCCACCUAGAUCUUUAUCUUCUCAAAAGAAUCCUUCCGAUCUGAGUAAAGGUUUGGAUCAGAUUGGUGAAUUGGCAGGUUCGUUGGCUUCGAUCACUCAUGAGGAUCGACAGCCUAGGUUAUCGAAUCCCAAGGGAAUGAGAACUGUUUAUGGUGUUUCAUUGGAAGAUUUGUAUUGGAGAGACGGAGAUCAGUAUCCAUUACUAGUGAACAUCUUAGUCGAACUGAUUGAAGAGAAAGGUAUUGAUCAACAAGGGAUUUAUCGAGUUCCAGGUGAAAAGAGAGUGAUUGAAAAUUUACAAGCAUCAAUUGAUGAAAGAGGUGUCAUAGGUAUAGAUAUCUGGAAAGAUAGUUAUAAAGAUGUACAUAAUCUCUCAGGUUUGUUGAAAUUGUUUUUAAGGGAGAUUCCAGGUGGAGUGAUACCAUUUGAUCGAUAUGAUACUUUUUUGGCCGUUAGUGGGAUAGAAGAAUCUUUGAAGACUGAACAGUUACAUGCACAUGUUAAGGAAUUACCGAAACCAAAUCGGAUCUUGUUGCUAAGACUAGUACGACAUUUUGAAAAAGUAGUGGCCAAUGCUGAAACAAAUAGUAUGCUAGCUCAUAAUGUUGCCAUUGUUUUUGCGCCUAGUUUAUUUAGAAGUGGAUCAGAACAUUCGAAUCCAUUAUUAUCGAUGCAAAACAUUGGAAAAGCAUCAGCGAUUGUACGACAUUUAGUUUUGAAUGUGAAUGAGAUCUUUGAAAUUGAAGAAGGAGAAGAAGAAAUCGAAUUAGAAAGAUCAAAAGUCAGAAGAGCGAAAUUAGAAAAUUCAUCAAAAGAAGAAGUAUCUAUCAAUAAGAAGAAGAAGAAUGAGGUUCAUCAAACUAAUCAUCAUCAACCCAAUGAGUCGAAAAGUUGGAAUAUUAGAAAAGAAUCGAAUGAGAAAAAGAAGUCUAGGUCGUCUAAAUCGAUCCAACCUGUUUCUACAACCAAUCCAUCUUCGACAUCUUCUACUUCUAUACCUAAUUCAAAUCAUUCGACUGGUUCUAGUUCUACUUCUAAUUCUACAAAUACAGUGACUAAGCAUCAUAAGAAGAAAGGUAGACAAUCAAUUCAGAAUCAAGUCAUGACUACUAAUACUACUACACAUCAAAAGAAAUCAUGAAACCAAAAAGGAGAUCCGGAUGAAUUGGAAACUAACUACUAACACUCACACCACCACGAAAAAAAAAGUUGAUAUCUUUAUACUACUCUAUACUUUUUUAUUAUUAUUAUUAAAUCUAUAUAUUAAAUCUAUAUAUAUAUAUAUAUAUAUAUAUAUAUUGUUAUUCUAUAUUUAUUAUUAUUAUUUGGGUAUCUCUUUUUUUUCUCUUUGGAUCUAAGUUUUUUGUUUUUUCUUUGAACUUAUUUAAUAUAUAUUCAUUGAUGUUUUCUUUUUUGAUUGAUUGGAUGGAUGGAUGGAGAAGAUGAUGAUGAUGAUGAUGGAACAAAAAAGGAUGAUGGAAAAGAGAAGUUGUGGGUUACUUUUUUGGGGGUUUUGUAAUUAAAAAUGAACCAAAUGGAAAUUUGUUUUGGGUUUUGGGAAGUUG